UUUGUCUUUCUCUUCUGCACCUUCCAUCUUUAGUACAAUACAAUGUAUAAUUCCCAUACUCAAAAAGCUGACCCUUUCUUCUUCUCUACACAAAAACCCCUUUACCCAGAUGAACCAAAUGAUCAUCAUCUCAUCCACCAAUUUCCCCAUAAUUUCUACAUUGACAACACUAAUUCCCUCGACGACCCAUUUUGGGAUAAUUACUUUUAUUCUUCAAAAGAAAAUGAAAAAUCCCCCGUUCUUGAAGGAAUUGCUGCUGUUGUUGGAGAACAUGUCCUUUUCGGUAAUAACAAUAACAAUAACAACGAAAACAAGAAUGAUGAUGAUCCAAAUUCUGCAGUUUCGAUUCUGAAGCGCACGUGCUCUGCAGAAACGAGGAAUAAUAAUAAUAAUAAUGGUUCAUCAGUGGAGAGGAGUUACAGAGGAGUGAGGAAGAGGCCAUGGGGGAGGUGGUCAGCGGAGAUUCGCGACCGUAUAGGGCGGUGCAGACACUGGCUGGGUACAUUCGACACGCCGGAGGAGGCAGCGCGUGCAUACGACGCGGCGGCGAGGUGGUUGAGAGGGUCAAAAGCGCGAACGAACUUUCAAAUUCCUCCAGUUGUUCCUCUGCCUUUAGAGGGUAAUGUACAAACAUCCACGUCAUCAUCUUCAAAUUCAUCUGCUGAAAUGAAAAAGAAAAAGAAGAAGAAAAAUGGUAGUGUUUUUGCUAAUAAUCAAAGGAAGUGUUCAGUGGUAACUUCAGCUGCACAUCUGUUCAGCUCAAAUGAAUUAAAUAAAGGGGUUAGUGUUACUGUGGAGCUUGAUCUCAAGCUUGGAUUUGGGAGGAAGUAGUAGUACGAAUAUUCUACGAGUCUUUAACUGUUACAACAAAAGAACCUGUUCCUUUUGGUGCUUGUUUGGAAUCGAAUGUGUCUUAAGCGUAAAACUACCCUAGUGUUUAACUAUUAGUAUGUAAAUGAAACUACUAUGUGUUUCUGGGAGAAGAGGUACUGUAUGUUAUGAUUUUGUUGUAGGGUUUAAUUA
Molecule: messenger RNA, 1023 nt
Organism: Solanum dulcamara
Lineage: Eukaryota; Viridiplantae; Streptophyta; Magnoliopsida; Solanales; Solanaceae
Product: ethylene-responsive transcription factor ERF084
Exons: 1
Coding region: 43-831 (262 amino acids)
Biological process (GO): regulation of DNA-templated transcription
Molecular function (GO): DNA-binding transcription factor activity; DNA binding
Source: RefSeq, a predicted model, not a curated record